AUGGAUGAUGCCCUGCGCAAAUUACUCACUGGGCCGGAGUCCAACCCUUUCGGCCAGAUUCUUGUCGGCAUUCUCUCAUGCCGUUGGUUGGUUUACAUCUUGGCCGUGGUACUCCGCAUUGGACUCAUCGGCUACAGCUGGUACCAUGACUGGGUCUUCGAGGUAAAAUUCACGGAUGUGGACUACCGCGUCUUCACUGACGCCGCUCGUCUGCUGCUGAACGGCCAGUCGCCUUACCUUCGUCACACCUACCGCUACACGCCGCUGUUGGCACUCUUCAUGCUCCCCAAUGUGUUCUUCUGCAGUUUGUGCGGGAAGCUGUUUUUCGCCAUCUUCGACAUACUGACUGCCUACAUGUUGGAGAAAUGCGCGACCGCCGGAAACUCCCUAGUGCCGUCCAUUUGGCUGUUCAACCCGUUCGUGGUUGUCAUAUCCUCUCGCGGCAAUGCUGACUGCGUGAUCUGCUUCCUGGUUGUUGCCGCCCUUUACUACAUGAAACAGGAGUCGAUCAUUAAGAGUGCGGUAUUCUUUGGUCUCGCAGUCCACUUCAAGCUCUACCCGAUCAUCUACUUGAUGCCGUUCAUCUUGCACUUGUCGCACUCCAGCGCGGCCCGCCCAUCUUUGACCGGAAACUGGCUCAGCAAAUCGUUCCGCGCAGUGAAGAAUGGUUUGAACUUAAACCAACUGAAGUUCGCGGCUGUGAGCUUCGCAGUGUUCCUCUCGACCAGCCUUGUGUGCUACUACUUCUGCGGCUUCGAUUUCGUGUACGAGACUUACCUGUACCACUACAUCCGCAAGGACCAUCGUCACAACUUCUCCGUUUACUUCAACUACAUGUACCACAUGGUCGACUCCGGCAGCGAGCUGAACCCGGUUCUGUCGUUUAUACCUCAGAUGGUGUGCGUAUUUGUGUACGGCCUUUUGGGUUUCUGGGACCUCGAGUUGUCAAUGUUCUUACAGACCGUGUCGUUUGUGGCCCUGAACAAGGUCGUCACGUGCCAGUACUACCUGUGGUGGAUGUGCCUGCUGCCUUUGGUGUUGUCCAAGCUGUCGUUCGAGCGGAAGGCGGUCAUGGUCCAGGGCGCCGCCGUCGCUAGUUUCGUAGGCUCCAACAUUCUGUGGCUCUUCUUCGCGUACUCCUUGGAGAUGCUUGGCUACAACACCUAUGCUAUGCUGCUGUUUUCGUCCGUCUUCUUCGUUGGAUCUCAGAUGGCCAUUGGCUGGGCGUUUUUGGAGACCAAGGCUCCUGAGGGCGUUAAGAAGGAGGAGGCUUGA
This is a messenger RNA of Babesia ovata, 1275 nucleotides long. Its product is annotated as GPI mannosyltransferase I. The transcript is spliced from 9 exons. The coding region runs from base 1 to 1275 and encodes 424 amino acids. Lineage: Eukaryota; Apicomplexa; Aconoidasida; Piroplasmida; Babesiidae. The record is from RefSeq and is a predicted model, not a curated record. Gene Ontology annotation, molecular function: GPI mannosyltransferase activity; alpha-1,4-mannosyltransferase activity. Gene Ontology annotation, cellular component: glycosylphosphatidylinositol-mannosyltransferase I complex; membrane. Gene Ontology annotation, biological process: GPI anchor biosynthetic process.